AUGCUGCCUCGGCGGGGUGUAAUCGUUCCCAGCAUCGAAGUUAUCCAACCGGCCUCCCCGGAUCAGACUGGGAGACAUACUGCGACGCCGUCGCUUCCCUUGACACCCCCGGGUGCAGGCCACGAAGAACUCGUGGCUGACGAACGAACACCCCAGAAAAUGAAUUCUUCUCUGUCAGAUAUUCCAACAUCCCAAAUGUUGACCCCUCGCCGUGCCUCUAAGCCUCCAACCCCGGAUGUGACGCCUCCUCGAACAAACUCGAAUAAGCGACCUACCUUGAACCAGUUUAAUUAUUUCUCCUCGUCGUCUCGAGCCGAUUCAUUUCAAACGGCUUUGGAGAAUAUCUCAUCCGAAGAAGAUAUGAACACCCCGGUCCGCAUGUCUCAGACCACGGCCCAGACACCGAAACAAAGGCGGCAACCAUCAAAGCCACCCACCUCAAAUGUAUAUCUUUCACACCCUUCAAAUAUAAAAGGAUCUCCGUCACCUGCUUCUUCUCAACAUGGCGAAACUGGAUGCGACACUAGAUUCGAGUCUUUUGAUGGGCAUUGGGCCGCAAACCCCAUCGAUGGGUCGCCAACACCGUUAGCAGGAAAGCGAAAGUCUGCACAAAAUCACAACCUCACUAAAUCAGUCUAUAAAUCAACACCCGAGAGAGAAGCACUGGAUUUGAAGCACCUGGAUGCCUCUUUGAUGAGGGAAAAAAGUCUGCAGGACCGUGCAAAUGGUGCGCAUGAAGUCAAAGAAAGUACUUCAGUGGAGCAGUUCCGUCGGAAUAUUGGGUCGUCAUCACCGGAGGGUCCAGCAAUAUUUAGUGGACCAGACGCCCGUCCUUUGUCGGUCAUCUCCUCGACAUCCACCGUUGAGGCCAUGAUAAUCGACUCCCCCAAACGAGCCCAGCGAAUGCUCCGGCAUACCGAAAAGAGGAGCUCUCUACGGUCUGCCAGCUCUCCCAUCACAAGGUCUGAGCGUACCUCUUAUGCGUCCCUCCCUGAAUCCCAGCACCGCCUGAUUCACAAGGCUGCUCGCAUCUCUGAUGAUGUUCGAAGCGGAACAUCGGAGAUGCCGUUCCCGGUCAAGACUAGCAACAGUCCAAUACAGCCCAAUAUCGAAACCAUCAACGUAGUGGUCAUACCGGAGAGAAGUUCAUCUCUCAGGUCUCGUCCGACCAGUCAUGUUUCUUCCAAACCGGGUUCUCGUCUAUCAACUCGUCGUCCUCUGACAGCAUCAACGGGCCGCACGGAUAUCUUGGGGCAGGAAAAACGCACCGUCUCUGAUUCAACAUCGAAUCGAUAUCGCGAGACCGAUUCUAAAGGUUGUCCCACGGAGCGUCCCGCAAAUAAUUCUCGUGCGACUUCCCUUACUUCCGAGAGUCUACGAAGCCAUAACUUAGCCAUUGACCUCAAGAUGCAAAAACGCCGUGAGCAUCAGCCGGUGCCCCCGCCUCGUCACAACGUUCUGGCUUCGCCUGACCGCAAUGGCCUACUCGAAGCUCCCAAUUUGCGCUCCCUCUUUGCUAGCUCAGAUGAUAUGGCAACCCUGCGUCCUCCAUCUUUCCCUUUCACCCAAGGCUCGGUUCCAUCGUCUUCGCCGGGACCCAUUGAAAUUCAAGAGGCUACAGCGGUCAGUCUGUUCGCACACAACAAUAACUCACUGCUGCUUGUUGACCCUCGGGUACAAGCCUCCGAGAGGCGACCUUUCCAGGCGCUUGGGAUUUCUUAUGAUCAUCCCCAACCCCCUCGCACGCCGGACAACCCAUCACAAACAGCAACCUUCAACGUCGACUCGCCUUUAAAGAACCCUCGCACUCCACCCAAGCCACCAUCCACCAGACCCUUUCCCGCGCUUCCGUUACAUGACGCUCAAGAUGAAAACACAGGCCUCGGUCGACGAUGGAGGUCCGUCCGUCGUACCUGGAGCGCACGCCCUCGGUCGGAUUCCUUCAAUACUAUAGCGCGGUCAUUCUCCAUGAAAUCGGCCAAGAACCGAACCGCAGGACUGGAAAUGGACAGUCGUCAGUAUCCUUUUUGGCGGCCCCGUGGAUUUUGGGAUGACGUACCCGGGUCCCCAGAGAAAGAACCCCCGCCGAUGCGGAACAAUUUGCCGCGCCCCCAUGAAUCCUUGAUUGUAAACAACUCUCUAGGCCUGCCCCAGCGGCACAUCAUCUUCGACGGCCCGGCUGCUCUAGCACGCCGCAGCCCAGAAAUGAAACGCCUGUUCAAUGGGGUGACUAGCAACGGUAGCUUGGUUGAUCAGGGCAUGUUCCGAACAGGAUCCCCCUUAAAGCCGACUCCCUUCCGGUCUCUCUCUCGCUGGGGACUGCGACUCCAGACGAUGUCAUGGCGUAAUGUGCGGAAUCGUCUGCGACGCGUACGGCAGAGACGAGACGAGAGAAAGCGUGCUGUCCGAAGGGAAAUCCUCAAACGGAGUAUCGGUGGCCCUGUCUACGUGGCAUCUAGUGCUACAGCUGAGGUGGAUAUGAGAUGA
Molecule: messenger RNA, 2487 nt
Organism: Penicillium psychrosexuale
Lineage: Eukaryota; Fungi; Ascomycota; Eurotiomycetes; Eurotiales; Aspergillaceae
Exons: 2
Coding region: 1-2487 (828 amino acids)
Source: RefSeq, a predicted model, not a curated record